AGAAGAAGAAGCUGCCCGUCUCUUUCCUGUAUUGGUGAACGUGUAGCCGUAUAAAAAAUUACAGGAUGGCACAGUGGGGUGCCAUAUUCUCUAUAAUUGCUGCUCUUGGAGGAGCAGCACUCUUGGCAUCUGUGCACAAGAUUGAUGAAGGACACACUGGUGUGUACUACAGGGGAGGGGCCCUCCUGACCUCCACCAGUGGACCUGGUUUUCAUCUUAUGCUUCCUUUCAUCACCACCUACAAGUCUGUUCAAACGACGCUGCAGACAGAUGAGGUGAAGAACGUACCAUGUGGUACAAGUGGAGGAGUGAUGAUUUACUUUGACCGCAUAGAAGUGGUGAACUACCUCAUACCAACAGCAGUAUACGACAUUGUGAGGAACUUCACAGCAGACUAUGACAAAGCUUUGAUAUUCAACAAAGUGCACCAUGAACUUAAUCAGUUCUGCAGCGUUCAUUCACUGCAGGAGGUCUACAUCGGCUUGUUUGACCAGAUCGAUGAAAACCUAAAGCUGACACUACAAGAGGAUCUAACAUCCAUGGCGCCUGGGCUAAUCAUACAGGCGGUGCGUGUCACUAAACCAAAUAUCCCAGAGAGCAUUCGCAGGAAUUAUGAGCUCAUGGAGAGCGAGAAGACAAAGCUGCUGAUUUCCCAACAGACACAGAAGGUUGUGGAGAAGGAGGCAGAGACAGAGAGGAUAAAAGCUGUGAUCGAGGCUGAGAAGGUGGCCCAAGUCGCAGAAAUCAAGUUUGGACAGAAGAUCAUGGAAAAGGAAACAGAAAAGAAGAUUUCUGAAAUUGAAGACAACGCUUUCCUGGCCCGGCAGAAGGCCAAAGCAGAUGCAGAGUUCUACACAGCUCAGAGAACUGCAGAGGCCAAUAAGGUGAAGUUAACCCCUGAAUACCUGCAGCUAAUGAAGUACAAGGCCAUUGCAGCCAAUAGUAAAAUCUACUUUGGGAAUGACAUUCCUCAGAUGUUCGUGGACUCCGGCUCUGCGGGGAGCUCUAUUAAGGCCUCCGCAGCCCUGGACAUUGUUGGUGAGCAGGUCCUGGACCUGGAUUAACAAGAAAAGGCGGAACAAGCCAAGGGUGGAGGGCUAUCUUCUUGUGGGCCAGGAUGGAGGCUGGCACACGGGAUUGAUGGUUUGACUGACAGAAGCUCUGCUGUUCAGGGCUUGUAUUUCUCCAACACUCCUGAAUCACUGCUGAAAUCACACUGCUGACGUUUGACCAGGAUGUAAAGUUCUCCAGCCUCACAGCAGAGAACCUGAGUUUUCAAAUUAAGCCUUCCCUGUUUCUAGUCCUUCCUGACAGUGUCACUUACUUCAAAUUAGUAGAUAAUUGCAGCACUUGUUGGUGUGUAAUAAGUCCCUUUUUGCUUUUAAUCAAAGGAAAAUUUAGAAGACUUGGCCUUGCUGUAAAACAACAUUUUCUUGGACCUUUUUCACAAAUAUGAAUACUUACAAAAAUUUUUGCAUUGAAAAUGACUUAGAAUUAAUCUUAAUUAGGAUUUUAGGUGCAAAGACCAACAAUCACCAAAAAAAAAAAAAGACAUGGCCUUUUUUAUAAAGGGCUUAAAAUGAGCCCCAUCGUUUUUUUUAUUUAUAGUCACUGAUCAUAUUCACCUUGUGGCAGACAUAUUACAUGAAAUUCUGUUUCCUACAGGCAUCGGUGGACAAAAGCAGCCCUGUAAUUUCCAGCAUUAGCCAAUGAAUUGGCUACUUUUAUCAGCUAUUUACUGUAGCCAUUAAACUAAUGUCAGCUCAGUGAGUUGGUCAUGAACACUGCCUCUAAAUGACCUUUUUAGAGCCAACAUCUGUCUCCAUUUAACACAAAAUUCUCCUGAAAUUGUUAUACAACACACUUUCACUGGUGCGCUAAAAGGCUGAGAGCAUUAUUAUACACUAAACGAUAAAUAGACUACUCUUCUCAGAGGCUUUCACAUCUUUAACUUGGAAUUAAAAAUGAAAAUGCAAACUAUUCUUGCACAUAGAGUUCUAAGCUUCAUAAUAGGGUCAGAUGUGUUGUAAAGACAGAGUUUCUCAGCAGGACAUUUGUCUCAGUAUCAUUAUUAGAGGAAACAUCUGGAAGCAACAAUGAAAACUUUCGUCUUAACAUUUGUGGAAGGUGCUUUGGAUAUAUUUUGGAUGAGCCUGUGUUUUUUUUUUGUUUGUUUUUUUUUUUUGCCUGAGUUUGUGGAGCAGUGAAAAAGCUUGAUGUUCAAGCCAAAUCCUGUGUUCAUAGAAACAAAUAAUCCUUUGAGGCGUUCUCUUACUUGCUGUGAGGUUUGGUUUGGCAGUUUCAGCCUCUGCUGCCUUAACCUCAGAUGCUCCAAUUCAGGGCAGAAGCCGUUCAGUGGACAGGGAUGUGUACUGGUCACAUUAAUUAAAUUUGCAGAUGAAAGAAAAUGAGGGAAUCCAAGUUUUAAUCCAGAAAAUAUAUAUAUACGAUAUAUAGUUCCAUCUGGCCAGCUGGAUAAAUUUGGAUCCUGAACACAACAGUAGACAUCACAAGCUUGAUGAAUGUAUUGAUGGUAGCUGCUCACUGUCCAGUAACGUGACUGCAUUUUAUGUUUUGCUUUUUGAACACAGGGAAUCUACUAAAAGUUCACUGAAUAUGUGCAGCUGUGUGAAGUUGUAACACAUUUUUAUGUAUAUGUGAGUAGCACAAACAUGCUGGAUAAGGACGACUGUAUCUGUUGGUAGCUUUUGUUACAGGAUUUUUUUUCAUAAAGGAACAUGACAAGAAAAAUAGUCCAUUGUUCUGUAUUUUUCAUAACCAAAUGACAAACAUCUCUUUUUUUUUUCUUUUUUUUUGUAUUGUACGUUUUUUUUUGUUUGUUUUGUUUGUUUUUUUUUUUUUUUCUUUCUUUAAUGAACCUGUGUUAUGAAUCUAACAAGAUCCUCCACAAGAUGUGUUGAAUAUUCAGAGGUUUUGGCAGCAAGUCAUUGAUCGGAAGCAGGAAGAAGAAACAGCUGGAACUUUGAUAUUAAAACAUACCAAAGUGGGGAAAAAAACUGAUGGAAACUUUUAUCACUGUGGACACAGAAAUAUUAGAAAAAAGGACCAAAGGAGAAAAAAAAAAAGCUAUCUGCUACUUGUGCUUCUGCAAUGCUCUGUUGAAGGAUGACUGUUUCCUGUCUUUAUGUUUUUGGUAGUUUUGCAUCAGCAGCAAAUUUCACUAAAUGCCUGGUUGAGUUGAAGACCAAAUGAUGCAUUUUUCAAACCCAUCGAACACCCAGAGCUGAGUCCUGUAACUUGGUCGUGUUACAGGCAGCGCUCGCCCUCAAGUUUCCAGAGAAUGUGGCAACUUUCUUUUCUUCUGAAUAAUUUAGACUCGUGAUGAGUGAACGAGCUGGAUUCUUUUGCACUUAACUUCAUUGGUGAAUGUACAAUUGAGAUAUUGUCUUAUGACAAUAAAGAACUGUUUUUCUGUCUGAAAAGUGUAGAAUUGUGGAGCUUUUUCUUUAUUGAUAAAAUGAAUUGUAAGAAUUUUUUUUAUCAUAAAGACUGUAGAAAUAAGAUUCAAACAAUA
Messenger RNA from Melanotaenia boesemani (Boeseman's rainbowfish), 3535 nucleotides. RefSeq names its product ER lipid raft associated 2 (gene erlin2). The record is from RefSeq and is a predicted model, not a curated record. Gene Ontology annotation, biological process: SREBP signaling pathway. Gene Ontology annotation, molecular function: cholesterol binding; ubiquitin protein ligase binding. The transcript is spliced from 12 exons. Gene Ontology annotation, cellular component: endoplasmic reticulum membrane; endoplasmic reticulum. Lineage: Eukaryota; Metazoa; Chordata; Actinopteri; Atheriniformes; Melanotaeniidae. Bases 66 to 1064 code for a protein of 332 amino acids.